Trichoplusia ni (cabbage looper) is the source of this 1023-nucleotide messenger RNA. Its product is annotated as alpha-crystallin B chain-like. NCBI's taxonomy places the organism in Eukaryota, Metazoa, Arthropoda, Insecta, Lepidoptera, Noctuidae. The transcript has a single exon. Gene Ontology annotation, biological process: protein refolding; response to heat. Gene Ontology annotation, molecular function: protein folding chaperone. The coding region runs from base 33 to 776 and encodes 247 amino acids. The record is from RefSeq and is a predicted model, not a curated record.
AUAAUACGAAAGCAACAACGAAGCAACGAACGAUGCAGAAAUAUAUAUUAAUCCUCGCAUUCAUCACCAUCGCGGCCUGCCAUGAGAGCAGGAGGCACAGGGUUGAGGACCCCUUCACAGCGCUGGACAAACAGCUCUCACACACACUCGCAUACCAUUACCUGUGGCCUUGGAGUCAACUCAUCAGGGCGGCAGCAGCUUUAGAUGUUGAAGACGCUUUCAAGGAACCACAGAUCAUAUCAGACAACGAGAAGUUCCAAGUCAACCUAAACGUGAAGAGAUUCAAACCAGAAGACUUGAGGAUAAAGGUGAAGAACCGCUACAUCAUCGUUGAAGGAAAGCACAAGGAAAAGGAUGACAUCCACAAGUUUAUGGCGAACCACUUUGUACAGCGGUUUGUGCUACCUCCCGGCAGCAAGCAGGAGGAAGUCGUCGCUGUGCUCAACGAAAAUGGUGUUCUGACUGUGACUGUGCCCAAACACGAGCUGCCUCCCCCACCGCCCGAGAGAGAAGUGCCCAUCGACGUUAGGCUACCUAAAUUAGAUGAGACUAAGACGGAAAAACCCGCCGCUGAAGAGAAAGUUGAAGCAACAACACAAAAGAAAGAAGCGCCAGUCCAGCCAUCAUCUGAGACGCCUCUGGAACAGUUAGACCUAGUCGAAGCGACCACACACGUCGGUAAAAUAAGAAAGAAGGAAUUGAAAACCACAACAAAGAAGGCCCAAGACAACGAAGUACUGGAAGGGUCUGACGAUUGGAACGUAUAUUUAGAUUAAGAUUGAGUGGAUGCAGACUGUACAAAAUGGACUAAGACUGACCAAGCUUUAACGCGACAAGCCGUCGUUAAAAGCGUGUUACAACUUUUCGAACGUGUUUGAGGGCGAAUUAUUUAUUUUGUAAUUUUUGUUGUGGGACCGAUGAUGUAUCGUUCGAAAGGUCACUCAGGAGCUGUUGUUAAUAUUAUUAAGUUUAACUGUAUUUGUUCGGAAUAUUUGUCUUACAAAUAAACCGUGUUAUUUAUUA